Anastrepha ludens (Mexican fruit fly) is the source of this 2161-nucleotide messenger RNA. RefSeq names its product ribosomal L1 domain-containing protein CG13096. Lineage: Eukaryota; Metazoa; Arthropoda; Insecta; Diptera; Tephritidae. The transcript has 3 exons. Bases 86 to 1996 code for a protein of 636 amino acids. The record is from RefSeq and is a predicted model, not a curated record.
AUAUAAACUAUUUGACAGAUUAUCCGAACUUUCAAGCGCACGUGUUUACUUGGAGUAAUAUUUUUGAUUUUUUAGCAGUGAAUUUAUGGUAAAAAUGGUGAAAUUACAAAAAUCAUUAACCAAACCAGUGGAGAUAAUAGAGAAGAAGAAAAAGAAAUUGCUGGCACCGCCUCUUGCUGGUAUUUCCAAAACGAGUAAAAAAGAUAAGUCAAAAACUUUUGAGAAUGUUUCGAAGUCUAAAAAAGAAAUUCUCGGAAAGGCUAUCGCUAAAGAUGCUGAUAUUGUGGUGCCUCUAAAAAACGAAAAGAAAGAAAAGUUAAGAAAGGAGAGCAAAAAAGAGUCGAAUAAACAAUCUAAGGAAACACAGUCAAAAGACUUAAAAAAAGAGGCAGUAAAAGCUAAGAAAAUACCAUUAGUUCUAGCACCACCUGAGUCUCCUGCUGCUCCCAAGCCCAUAAAAUCUGUGCUUAAAAAAAAACCACGGCAUCACAAAAAGUCUAAGGCACAAAAAGACGAAGUAAUAAAUUCAGCAGAGCAAACAUCAAAUUUAACGAAGUUGGAAAAGAAAAAAGCCGCUAAGCGUGCAUUCAGAAAGCAACAAAUAAAAAAGAGGCGUGAGAAUAAAUUAAAUAAAAUCAAAAAGGCCCAUCCGAAACGCCUAUUUAAAGCGCCACCAUUUGAUGAAGAAAAAUUCAAUGCUAUUGUUAACGAAGAUAACAUAAAGAAUAUAGCGAGAGGUCUCAAAAAUCAGGCGGAGAAGGAAGUGUCUGGCAAGAAAACUGCUAUAUUUAGCGAUUUUCAAUACUUCUUAAAUGUAGCUUGUUUUAAGAUUCCCAAUGCUCCUAAACGCGUCGUAAAACUCAAUUUGAAGCAUUCUUUAGUCGAUAAGGAUGAUGAUGUAGCUAUUAUUGUGUCGGAUUUACAACGUGGCGCCAAAGUCGACUAUGAACCAACAAUUCAACAUUAUGAGGAUAUUUUUCGUGAGGCCGGAAUUGAAGGACUGACGAUUAUACCAUUUAAUAAACUUAGAAAUGAAUGUAAUACUUUUGAAACGGUACGGAAAUUUGGAAACUCCUAUGACUAUUUUCUAUGUGAUGGCCGAUUGGUAGGGCAUGCAUCUGGCUUUUGUGGCAAGGUGUUUCAGAAACCCCGUACUACUUUCCAUUCUGUGCGCAUGAGUAAUGAGAAAAAUUUAAAGCGUGAGAUUGAAAAAUCUCUACGUCGUACUGCUUAUAAACAAUUGCAAAAAGGUGAUCUCAUAUCCAUACCAGUCGGUAAUCACAAGUUUACAAAAGAUCAACUAGCUGAGAAUGUUAUGUACGUGAUGGAACAAUUAAAGAAUAUAUAUCCAGGUGGUUUUCCCAACAUACGAGGCUUAUAUCUAAAAAUUAGCAUUGCUGGGACAUCGUCAUUGCCAAUUUAUCUCAGCGCUGCCAAAGCCCCUGAGGAUACACCGUACGUUGUUGGUCCACGUGAGGAGCGUUUGAUAAAACUGAAACGUAAAGCUAACGAAGUUUUGACACAGUUUGAAAUGACAAAAGAGGGUAAAUUGUUGAAACUCUCGAAAACAGACGUGAAACGUAAACAAAAACUAAAAGAUAUGCGAGCUGCCAUGGAAACUGAGAAUACUGCAUCAGAACAGAAAGAUGCCGAUGAGUCCAACGGAAAACAAUGCGUUGUACCCACAAAAAAGGCUAAAACUGAGAAGGGUAUAAGCACUGGAAAUAAAACUGAUAAGGAGAAAUCAAAAGAUGAAAAAUCAACUGUAAAAGAGAGCGACGAGGAAGAAGACAGUGAAGAGGAACAAGAAGAUGCUGAUGAUCAUGAUAGUGAAGAUGAUGAUGUUGAAGGAGAUGAUAGUGGAGAAGGGGAUGAUGAUGAUGAUAAUGAUGACGAUGAUGAUGAUGAUGACGAUGAUGAUGAUGAUGAUGAUGAGGAUGAUGAUGAUGAUGAUGAGGAUGAGGAUGAUGAAGGGGAUGAUGAUGAUGAAGAAUAAAAAAGAGGAUAGUAAAAAUGGCGAUGCCUGGAAAUAGUUUUAAGGCUGUGUAUGUAAGUGUAGAAUUUAAAUUUAUAUAUUAUAUCAUAAACGAUAAUAAUGAAACAAAUAAAAUUCGAAAUGAAAAAAAUUACUACUAUUACAGCAGUGGUUUAUGAAAGUUAA